This is a messenger RNA of Prunus dulcis (almond), 1967 nucleotides long. Its product is annotated as protein NRT1/ PTR FAMILY 7.3-like. Bases 51 to 1880 code for a protein of 609 amino acids. Gene Ontology annotation, cellular component: membrane. Gene Ontology annotation, molecular function: transmembrane transporter activity. NCBI's taxonomy places the organism in Eukaryota, Viridiplantae, Streptophyta, Magnoliopsida, Rosales, Rosaceae. Gene Ontology annotation, biological process: transmembrane transport. The transcript has 5 exons. The record is from RefSeq and is a predicted model, not a curated record.
ACCAACCUCUGUUAUCACAGAAAGUGUGUUGGAGAGGCUUAGAGCUAGCUAUGGAUCCAGAAUCAGAACCUUCUGCAACUUCAGCACUUAGUGAUAAUAACUUCAAGGUGUUUGAGGUCGAUCAAUCGAAAGGUGGCGAGAAGAGACUUUUGAAUGCAUGCACAAGAGAUGGCUCAGUUGAUUGGUAUGGAAAACCAGCCGUAAAAGGGAGCACUGGUGGGUGGAGAUGUGGAAUGUUGUUAUUAGUCAAUCAAGGACUAGUUUCACUGGCAUUUGCUGGAGUUGAAGUAAAUAUGGUUCUUUUCGCCAAAUCAGUACUGAGGCAGACCAAUGCAGAGGCAGCAAACACAUUCAGCAGAUGGAUGGGAACGUUCUAUUUCUGCUCUCUAAUUGGUGCUCUUCUUAGUGACUCCUACUUGGGAAGAUACCUUACUUGCGUCACAUUUCAAAUUGUCCACAUCAUUGGGUUGAUAGCAUUAUCCUUGUCAACCAACUUAUUUCUGCUCAGACCUCCUGGUUGUGGUGAAAUAGGCCAGUUAUGUGAGCCUCAUAGACCAAUGGAAGUUGCUAUGUUCUACAUAUCAAUUUAUCUUAUUGCUCUUGGAAAUGGAGCCCCUGAACCCGCAUUGGCUGCCUUUGGUGCAGACCAAUUUGAUGAGGAAGAUUCAGAAGAAAGGCAAGCCAAGACUUCAUUCUACAGCUAUUUUUAUGUGGCAUUAAAUCUUGGAUGCUUGGUUGCCGAGACAGUAUUGGUUUACAUGGAGAGCAUGGGGCAUUGGGUGCCGGCCUUUUGGAUAUGUACUGGUUCUUCUGUUGUUGGGUCUGUAUUGUUUUUAGGUGGUAGUUUUCGGUACAGACACUUCAAGGCUUCUGGAAAUCCCAUUUCUAGGUUCUCCCAAGUGAUAGUGGCUUCCACGAGGAAGAUAAAUCAUGAGCUGCCCUCAAAUGGAGAAGGACUUUAUGAGACCAUUGGAAGGGGGAGUGAAACAAAUGGUUCGAGAAGAAUCCUUCACACGAAAGGCUUCAAGUUUUUUGAUCGAGCGGCCUUUAUUACCUGUGAUGAUAUCUCGCUGAUGUCAAACCAAGGACAAACUCCAAAUCCAUGGCAUCUUUGCACUGUGACACAGGUUGAAGAGGUGAAAUGCAUACUGAGACUAUUGCCAGUAUGGCUUUGCACCGUCCCCUCCUCUAUGGUGUUCAUUCAAGUGCUUUCUCUUUUUGUCGAGCAGGGAGCCGCCAUGGAUAGGAGGGUCUCAAACUUUCAUAUACCUCCAGCCAGCAUGACUGCAUUUGACAUUGUUAGCACCUCCCUCUUCAUCAUAUUAUAUGACAAACUCAUUGUUCCUUUGUACACCAAGGUAACAAAAAGAGAACCGAAGCCUCCAAGCGCGCUACAAAGAAUUGGAAUUGGCCUUACAAUUGGAAUUGUAGGAUUGAUAAUUGCUGGCUUUGUUGAGAGAAAGAGACUAAAAUAUGCUAGCAACAGCGGAGAAGAGACGAGUUCUUUGAGUAUCUUCUGGCAGACUCCACAGUAUGUGCUUGUGGGAGUGUCGGAGGCAUUUGUAUAUGUUUCACAAAUGGAGUUUUAUUCUUCACAAACACCAGAUGGACUGAAGAGCUUGGGGAUAGCUUUGUGGAUGACUUCAUCAGCAAUGGGUAGUUAUGUUGCAAGCAUGAUUUUAACGGUGGUGAUGGAGAUCACGACGAAGAAUGGACAGCCCGGUUGGGUUCCUCCGAAUCUGAAUGAUGGUCAUUUGGACAGGUUUUUCUUCCUGUCAGCUGGUUUAACUGCACUCAACUUGGCAUUGUAUAUUGUAUGUGCCAAGCGAUAUAAGUCUAUAUCAUUGGAGAAAAGAGAAAGUAUAAACUGUGCCUUAUAGUACUUGCUGAGAACAUGUUUAGUAAAAGUUGUGUUUGUACCAUAUUUGGAAAAUGGGCCAAAAAUAGUCUAUCUCUCAAAAAAAGAA